GUGUCCAGUGCCUCCCCAGGCCGGACCUCGGUGAUCGACUACAGGAAGGCGGACGGCUGGGCGGUCGGCGCCGUCGCCUACGAGAUCUUUGGGGAGAAAAACCCUUUCUACGGAGCGGGGGGGCUGCAGAGCCGGAGCUACGAGGAGACGCAGCUGCCACCUCCCCCCCCAGCUGCACCUGCUGACGUGCAGCUGGUGAUUCAGCUGCUGCUCAGGAGGAGCCCCAGCAAGCGGCCCAGCGCUCGUGUCGCCGCUAACAUGCUUCACCUGAGCCUGUGGGGUGGGGGGCGGGCUCUAUCCGACCUGAGGAAGCUCUCUGAUUGGCUGCUGUGUCAGUCGGCCGUGGUGCUGCUGGGGGGGUGCAGCGGACCGGGAGGGUGCACGGUGGAGGCGGAGCUUCAGAGGAGCUUCCUGUCCAACCUGGAUCUGGAGGAGCUUCGCACCGCGGGGGGGUUCCUGCUGUACGGCCGGGGGGGGGGGGGCAGCGGCGUCUGAUUAGACUCACCUUCACACUGUUGAGAUCUCAAUAUGAAGUGAAUACUUAAAACGAAAGUUAAUUAUAAAUCAUAUAUGAAGUGAAUACUUAAAACAAAAGUUUAUUAUAAAUCAUAUAUGAUCAAUUAUAUUCUUGUAUGAACCCAUAAUGAGAAUGCUUCAUAUUUUAGGUUUUUCUAUAUUUACAGCAUAAGCAAAACAAAGUGGUUUGUUUAGGUUGAGUGUGUAAGGUCUAUGAUUUAUGGGUGUCUCUGAUAAGAGAGUAGGCCGUUUUUUCCCUCUCCUGUGACAGCAGUUCACAGGGAGGGGGGCUCCUGACUGAAGGAGAAAAACAUUGAGGCGUCAAAAAGUUGGUUAUGAUAGCCAUAGAACAUGUCGGGUCAUGUCCAGCCUUGUACAUUAGAGGCCAUGCCCAGUUUUCCACAAAUUGGGUGUAGAGGAGGAGUUUGUUUUUUUGGGGUUUCGAUCCAGUUUUUUGAGCAUAAAGAGACUGGUUUUUUGAGAGAGCGCGAGAGAGAGGGGGGUUUCCCCUGGUAGACUCUCUCCCGGUAGGCUUUGUCCUUCAGAGCUGGGUUAAUAGCUCUCGGUAAAGGUUCUCUCACACUUGGUAAAUAUCUCU
Gymnodraco acuticeps is the source of this 1114-nucleotide messenger RNA. RefSeq names its product PTEN induced kinase 1 (gene pink1). The record is from RefSeq and is a predicted model, not a curated record. NCBI's taxonomy places the organism in Eukaryota, Metazoa, Chordata, Actinopteri, Perciformes, Bathydraconidae. Gene Ontology annotation, cellular component: mitochondrion. Gene Ontology annotation, molecular function: ATP binding; protein serine/threonine kinase activity. Gene Ontology annotation, biological process: regulation of apoptotic process; autophagy of mitochondrion; positive regulation of mitochondrial fission.